Oncorhynchus mykiss (rainbow trout) is the source of this 5831-nucleotide messenger RNA. The record is from RefSeq and is a predicted model, not a curated record. NCBI's taxonomy places the organism in Eukaryota, Metazoa, Chordata, Actinopteri, Salmoniformes, Salmonidae.
UCUAGGUUGGAGGGAUGUAGAACUAUGGUAGUUAAAGAGGGGGAGAGAAAGAAAGAGAUUCAAUGGAUUUUGCCCAGUACACUUGCAAGGUUUCCAAGAAGAUCCAGCAGGACAAGGAGAGAGGAGAUGAGGAAGGGGUAGCAUGGUCCAUUCGGGUUGGAUGUACCAAAAUAAGUGACCACAAAGGGCGAUGGGAACCGGACAGGGAUUUCACACAAGACCGCUGUUGUGUAGGGAGAGAGCGGCGGACAUCUAGGUGAUGCAUGCGGGGUCAGUGAUGCACCAAGACGAGUCUGGUGGAUUCCAGCAACCCGCCGCUGCAGAGAGCGAAGCCCGCUAGCUUACCGCCGGCCGAGAUGGCGCAUGGAUAGCGGAUCCCUUCAUACUACAAAACAUGACCAAGCGUUUAUAACAAAACCGGCAGUUUGGGAGCUAAACUAAGGAAUUCGAUGCUUGCACUAGCAGGAAGAAUUACAAACCCGCAUUUCCAUUGAGACUCCGAGGCUUCUGGAUGAGAAAGGAUGCCAUCUCCAUAAAACCUAUCAUACAUAGCUAACGGAGAGGGCCAGCUUGCGUUUUUUCCACCAUACUAGAUUGGCUUGAGUAGGCCGGUUGUGAUUCGUGAACCACAAGCUGUAACGAUGUUGGUGAGAUGCCACCGGAGCAAGCUGUCGGUGUGGGCCGUUCUCUGUGUGCUCGUGUUAUGCUGGCUCUACAUUUUCCCAGUGUACAGACUCCGGAGCGACAAGGAGAUAGUUGAUGAAGUGCUGCGGCAGGGACAAGUAUGGCAGAGGAACCAGACGGACAUCGAUCUGUUCAGGAAGCUGCUUUCAGAGUGCUGUGACCCAAGGAGAAUGUUUGCGGUGACCAAGCAGAAUUCACCUAUGGGGAAGGUCCUGUGGUACGAUGGAGAGUUUUACCACUCACACACAGUCAACAAUGAGACCUACUCUCUCUUUGUGCAGGAGACACCUCUUCAGCGUCCCCUCAAAAAGUGUUCAGUGGUGGGCAAUGGAGGGGUCCUGAAGCACAGCGGCUGUGGGAAGGACAUUGACCAGGCUGACUUUGUCAUGCGGUGCAACCUUCCACCACUGUCUAGGGAGUAUGUUGAGGAUGUGGGGACCAGAACCAACCUGGUGACAGCCAACCCCAGCAUCAUUGAGAAGAGGUUUCAGAACCUUCUUUGGUCGCGGAAAAGCUUUGUGGAGAGCAUGAAGGCCUACGGCUCCAGCUACAUUUACAUGCCAGCCUUCUCCAUGAAGCCGGGCACCGACCCCUCCCUGCGGGCACACUACGCCCUUGCCGACACCUCGUCCAACCUCACCAUGCUGUUUGCCAACCCCGAGUUUCUCAGGACCGUGGGAAAGUUCUGGAAGGGUCGCGGAGUGCAUGCCAAGCGCCUGUCCACAGGCCUCUUCCUGGUCAGCCUGGCGCUGGGGCUGUGUGAGGAGGUGACGGCCUACGGCUUCUGGCCAUUCAGCGUUGGGCUCGACGAGCAGCCCGUCAGCCACCACUACUACGAUAACGUGCUGCCGUUCAGCGGGUUCCACGCCAUGCCUGAGGAGUUUGUCCAGCUCUGGCAGUUGCACAAGAGCGGCACACUGCGUAUGAGGGUGGGACACUGCCCACCUCGGGAAGGGGCUAUAUAAGACUCAAGGGACCCUCCCCUAAUAAAUCUUCCCUUCCUUUCGCUUACAACCCACCAGCCCCCUGCGAUCGUCCCCAGCAAACCACCCGCAAACUACCACCUCUUUCUUCACCAUUAGCAUGAGAAUGUAACCCAUGGUUACCCACCCAGCCGAGAAAGCCCCCACACACCCCCUCUCUCUAUCCUGUCCUCCAUCCACUCUCACUAUGUGUGUGUUUGUGUGCGUGCGUGUGUGUUUGUGUGUGUGUGUGCGUGAGUGCAGAGAGGAGGUCUACUAACGGUCUCAGCUGGGGCUGGAGGAUUCUUUGUGUUUUGACUACUCAAUGUGACAUAGGGAGCAGCUGGGCCCAAUGCCCCCACUGAGUCUUUGUUAAACAGAGACAGAAGGAACAAUCCUAACCAAGAGGUUUUCAUAGAAGUCUUAAGAGAACAGACUGAAAGACUAGAAACACAGAAGGAAAAAGGAAAGGAGGAAGCAAGAUGUCCUGGUACCUAGGUCUCCUGGUACUAGGCUAUGGGUGUCCUGGUACCUAGAUGUCCUGGUACUAGGCUAUGAGUGUCCUGGUACCUAGGUGUCCUGGUACUAGGCUAUGAGUGUCCUGGUACCUAGAUGUCCUGGUACUAGGCUAUGAGUGUCCUGGUACCUAGGUGUCCUGGUACUAGGCUAUGGGUGUCCUGGUACCUAGAUGUCCUGGUACUAGACUAUGAGUGUCCUGGUACCUAGAUGUCCUGGUACUAGGCUAUGAGUGUCCUGGUACCUAGGUGUCCUGGUACUAGGCUAUGAGUAUCCUGGUACCAAGGUGUCCUGGUACUAGACUAUGAGUGUCCUGGUACCAAGGUGUCCUGGUACUAGACUAUGAGUGUCCUGGUACCAAGGUGUCCUGGUACCUAGGUGUCCUGGUACUAGGCUAUGAGUGUCCUGGUACCUAGAUGUCCUGGUACUAGGCUAUGAGUGUCCUGGUACCUAGGUGUCCUGGUACUAGGCUAUGAGUGUCCUGGUACCUAGGUGUCCUGGUACUAGGCUAUGAGUGUCCUGGUACCUAGGUGUCCUGGUACUAGGCUAUGCGUGUCCUGGUACCUAGAUGUCCUGGUACUAGGCUAUGAGUGUCCUGGUACCAAGGUGUCCUGGUACUAGACUAUGAGUGUCCUGGUACCUAGAUGUCCUGGUACUAGACUAUGAGUGUCCUGGUACCUAGAUGUCCUGGUACUAGGCUAUGAGUGUCCUGGUACCUAGGUGUCCUGGUACUAGGCUAUGAGUGUCCUGGUACCAAGGUGUCCUGGUACUAGACUAUGAGUGUCCUGGUACCAAGGUGUCCUGGUACUAGGCUUGUAUGAGAGCAGACUAAAAGGGAGACUGAAAGAUGUCUUGGUACCUUGCUCGUUCGAAGGAGUUUGUUAUUUUUUGUCUUGAACAACAACCCUUCACGGACAUCUUAAGCAACCAAUCAGCAUUGAGGUUCAAAGUAGGAUCCAAUAGAAAAGGAGAGUGAAGCACGAUAUCGAGCUCCUAGAAUGUUCCAUUUUACAGCCAAGCUGAACAGAUCCCUGUUCACUAAAAGGGAAGUCAAGAACAUUGCAGUGUUUGAUAAAUAUCUGUAUGUUAUUUAUAUUUGUUAAUCAUGACUUUAAUUAUACAUGUUUUUCAUUUUAUAUAGGUUGAUGUUCUACGUUGAUUUAGUAAUGUUACGAUUGAGAGCUGAGUAUGUAUUUAAAUCUUUUCACAAAAAUCCACUGCAGAGAAAAAGAUGUGAGCUUUACAAAUCAUGACCUCAUCUGUGUGUGUUCAUCGAGAGGUUGUGGCCUUGAAGGUUCACCCCCCGUUCACGCUACGAGUGCUUAUUGGUAUGGUCCACUUACAAACACACUCCAUUGACAAGCUACCAUAUCUUUCACUCUUGACUGAGUGAUGACAACACGGCAUGUUUCUGUUCAGGUGCCGGACACCUGUUCACAUUGAACUUGAACAUUCAUACUCUUCUUCAUCACCAUCGUCAUCGUCCUCACCAUCAUCAGUGUGCGUCUGAAUGUCAGGUCAGUGACCUGAACUUUGCUGUCCUGCAUUUAUUUCUAGGUGUUUUUUUUAUGUCAUUCAUAACAGGGAUUAUGGGAUCCUGUAACAGGGAUUAUUGGGAUCAAUUCCAUUUAAACUCGGUCAAUUCAGGAAGUAAACUGAUAUUCCAAUUGAAAUGGAAUUGACUCCAACCCUGAUCCGUAUACACAUACAAGGGAAUGAACAUAUGAUGUGUAGUAGGUGCUAGUUCUUCUGUCCUUCUGUCAUCAUCACCAAACAGUUGAGACAGUGGAAGAGGGCUGGCCCUUUAGGUUUUACAUGGACUCCUGUCUUGAAUUUUGUUAUGAUACGUUUAAAUGUUGUUACUGUCAUUGAUAUUUUGGUUGUGCAAAUGUGACCAGUACCAAAUCAUGUCAUGGGCCAAUCUAGGUCUGCAUGGGUCAUGCACGGAGUCUAGCACCAACACUGAAACAACAUUUAAACAACGUUUGGACUAACCUACAGGUACAGAACAGAUCAUGUGAAUUAUGAGGUUUCUUCAAACCCAUAUCUACUGUAUAAUGAAAGGUUUUUGUGCCUUCAGAAUUCACCAAGGCAAAGGGAAAUGCUAGACAUUACUGUAUGCUGUCUUUAGAAUGACAUUUUCCCUUGUGCCCCUUUUGAAGCUGAUUUCCACAAUCACAAUGUGACACUGCGACAUCACAGAAUAAUAUAGUACUACAGUAGAGAGGAUCAUAUCGGGAGGUGGUAAUACAGUAGUAUGAAUUAUUUGAGCCAUUUGAAUGUUUGAAGUAUUUCAAGUGUGCAUCUGAAAUGGCACCCUAAUCCCUAUGUAGUGUAUUACUUGUGACCAUAACCCAUAGGGUGCACUACAUCUGGAAUAGGGUACCAUUUCUGACAGUACCAAGUCAAAAUGACCCCCUUGACCUCUAUAUGAAAACCAUUUGACUAAGGUAACAAGUCCAGAGUCUUAGAUUGAGCUGGUUGUUGUUGGACCAAGUCAGUUAAUGUUAAACCAAACCUGUUUAAAGUCUCUUCAUUGCCAGUCUUGAAAACUUGUGCUCUCUUCCAACCAGGAAUUGAACUGUUGAUCAUUUUUAAAAACGAAUGUGAUUAAAUUGAUGACACGUAUUUGCACCUUCGGGCCCACUUUAUUUGGAUAGUCUGGAUAGUCCAUCUGUAGAUGGUCUUACUUACUAUCAACAAACUAUCUGUUGAGAAGCAACUGAUUGCUAAGGUUAGGGUAAAGGUUAGGGCUAGGGUAAAGGUUAGGGCUAGGGUAAAGGUUAGGGCUAGGGUAAGGCUUACUAGAUAGUUAGUUGACAUGUUAUCCAAAUAAAGUGUUCUCACCGUCUGGUUCCUCUGCCCAGUAUUGUGAAUGAGAAAUAUUUCACUGUGUCAUUUGCAGUAAGCAUGACUGUGACUCUGUAUGUGUUUUGGGGUUCUGACUUUCAAACUCAUUCUGUCCAUUAUUUUGUGAAGCGCCAUAUUGGGUUGAUUAUGCCCCAAAAUAAAUAGCGCAAAUUGUACCUCAAUAUCGGUUUUGCUGGCAAUCCCUUUUAGCCUUAGUAUGGGUACCAGUCAUUUGCCAAAGGACAGAAGUGGCAAGGAGUGGAAUGUUAGCUAACAAUACUGGUACUCAGUCUAUAUUAGCCUACUCUGGGGUUGAAUUGUGACGUAAUGCAAACACAAUGUGACGUUCUCAGCUACACAGUGUGUGUGAGCGAAUCCUACUUACUGUGUCAUGAAUAAGAUGACGUCUAGUUAACGAGGGCUUCUGCACAGUGCUACUUUGAAUCUUUCCUACGUAUAUUUAGAUGUGUUUUUAGUGUAUGCCAUUACCAGGUUCAUUUGGACAAUAGAUAUAAAUGUGUUUUCUUUGCUUUGCCUUGAAUUUGUUUUGGAAAAAUACUUUGGAAAGGAAAAAAAGCAGUGAGGUUUUUACAUUAUUAAACUGUUAAUGUGUAUUCAAACCUUGUGUCAAUCACCUUACGUCAGCUCAAUGCUGUUUUUGGCGAGAGUACCCUGCCUGAGCAUGUUCGAAUACAGGAAGUCAAAAUGAAGGACUGAAAUGUGUUUUAUGUGCCACCUGGACUAUGCCAAGAAAAUCAUUGCAUCCAAAUAAGAGGUAAACACUGGUAUCCAAUAAAGAAGGGGAUAAUAUUGAAUCAC